ACAAACAGACUUUUUGUCGUUUUUUCUUGAUGUUUGAGACUUGAAGAUUUUCGUAAUUCUGCUUAUAUAACUGCCGCCGCUAUUGUUACUAUCAAUAAUUCUCUGUUGGAACGCCGAUAGUUGUUCGUCCUCCGUUUUUUUUCCUCUCCGUGUGACUUGCUUUGCUUCACGUUGAAUGUUAGAACAUGUCUUUCUUAUGUGCGCCGCACUCAGAUUGCAUUGUGCGGCGAAAGUCAGCACAGACACGAAUGCGUUUGUUAAUGCGCCAAGUAACAUUCCGUAUUGCAUUAAUAUGUCGUUCAUGUCGCAUGUAACAGUUACAUUGAGAUCCUUGUCCUUGUUAGCCGUUCUAUACAGAUGAUAAUUCUGUAGAAAUGGAAAUCGCCUCACUGUGAAGCGCGAGCAGUACGACAGCCGUCAAUAUGGUACUGAACACAUCAGACAUCGAUAACACGUAGAACGGCGACGUUUUUUUGUGUUUGCAGCCUCUUUGUAGUAAGAACGCAAGUGUGACAAAACUGGCCAGCAUCAGGAUGUAGCCUAUCACUGUAGAAUGCAUAUCGCGAGAGCACGUUGAAGAUGACGUUCGAUUGAAAACGUUAAAAACGUUUCCAAACGGGUGAAAGAACCGCACCUUAAGGUUGAUGGAAAUAAUCUGACUAAAGCCUCCGUUAGAACAAUUAUAUGGGUUCUUGCACAUUGAUGUGGGUACUCAGUUUAUGACUGACAAUAUGUCUGUGCGUCGCAAAAGCGAUCCGUCUAACACUCAGCGAAUUUGGGACACAAUCAAGGUUGCGGUACAUCAAAGGACUUUGCCCAACAAUGAUCGUAUGAUACGACAUCUCGUUCGGGUUUAUGGUUUGACAGAGCAAGAAGCUCAAGAGGAACUCGCCAAGACGGUCGAGGACGGUCUAGUUCUGGUGAAGAAAGUGUCCACGAAAAGCGGUAUCGAACAAGAAAGUUACAGAUUACCGCCAGUAGGCACAUCAGAGAAUGAUACUCACGAUUGGUAUUGUUGUAAAUGCCAAAAGGCAGGUGCGGUCGAAUGUUGCGAAAAGUGCCACAGAGUGUAUCAUCCGGAAUGUCAUGUACCUAGCUCUACAAAAUUGAAGAUUUGCAACUUUUGCGAGAAAAUAAAUACCGACGUGUAUCCCGACAAGACCGAGCUCAAUCACAUUCUCAGUUUCACGUGCGGCCACUUGAAGGCAAAAUUACCACCGGAGAUUACAAAUCGCACUAUUGUUUUUAACAACGGACCAAUUGUCACACCGCCCAAUGGCUUCUCCGGACCGACCUGGGUCAGCGAGGGCGAAGACGCAUGGCGACCGGGGAUUCUCAUAAAGCAUCACAUGGAUCUGGCGAUAAUGGAUGCUAAAACGAACAAAAAUGAGUACAACAAUCUGGCCGAAUUCGAGGCUGACGCCCACAAUAUCUUACACAACAUCUUAGUAUAUCACGGAGCUCACAGUGUGGUCGGGGAGAUGGGCAACACGAUGUAUCGCGACUGUUGUUACGAUCUUCAAGAAAUUCGCCGUUGCGCGGAUUGUUAUCGCAUAUCAAAUGAGAAAUCUGAAAAAUUUUGGUUCUGCAUACCAUGCGAUCCUCCUCAUCAAUUGGUUUAUGCAAAACAAAAGGGAUAUCCGUAUUGGCCUGCUAAAGUUAUGCAAGUUAACGGCAAUAUAUAUGACGUACGUUUUUUCGGAGGUCAUCAUAUGAGAGCUAACAUCGAGAAGGUCUUCAUUCGACCAAUCACAUCGUCGUUGCAAAGUCUACAGGUAAAAAAAUCCACGGCUUGGAACAGAGCCUUCGAAGAACUAAAACACCAUCAGAACUUGUUACAAAAGUUGGGCAAGAACAAGGAAGAUUCCGCAGAUGGCCCUACGUCUGCGAAACUGCGGAAGAUGGAAUCGAGUUCGAGGAACACGUCGCACAAUUCUAAUUCGCCAAAGCAACUGAUUAAAGACUUGAGAGUUAAAGUCGAACGCUUAAGUACAGACGGCAAUACCGAGACGCAAGCGAACGACGAAACCGAUAACAAAGACGACGCUCUGAAGACAAAUGACAAGGACGAAGAGAGCCAAGUGCCUUGUUUACCGGUAGCGGAAGAUGAACCAACUAGAGAGAUAACGAGCACGUGCCCGCAAGGUUUGAAGAAGGAAGGUUCACAGGAGGACAUGGUUACAUCAAGUUCGCAAGAACCGCGAUCGAAAUGCGUCCUCGUACAGACCGAACAAGUCCAAACGGAAACGCUUCCCACCAAGAUCAAACGAGAACGCAGAACUUCGGAACAGCCAACGGCAACAAUAACAACACUUGACAAAUUACGCCGUGAAUUAGAGCUUGAAAAGUGUAAGGAACUUGAAAGAUUGCAAGCCGAACAUGCCAAAGAAUUGCGACAAUUAACCGAGAGACAUCAACAAAUGGUAUCUGACAUCAAGAAAAAACAAUGGUGUUACAAUUGUGAAGCCGAAGCGAUAUAUCAUUGUUGCUGGAACACCGCGUAUUGCAGCACCGAUUGUCAACAAGUUCAUUGGCAGCGCGAACAUAAAAGAGUAUGCAGACGUAAACGUUAAUGAAUUAUAUUGAUUACCCAGUGUGUGCGUGCAUACGCGCGCGCAUGUUUGUGUUUAUGUGUACAUGUAUGUAUGUACGUAUGUGCGUAUGUAUAUGUG
Pseudomyrmex gracilis is the source of this 2672-nucleotide messenger RNA. RefSeq names its product zinc finger MYND domain-containing protein 11. The coding region runs from base 720 to 2573 and encodes 617 amino acids. Gene Ontology annotation, biological process: regulation of transcription elongation by RNA polymerase II. Gene Ontology annotation, molecular function: transcription corepressor activity; protein binding. The record is from RefSeq and is a predicted model, not a curated record. The transcript has 8 exons. Lineage: Eukaryota; Metazoa; Arthropoda; Insecta; Hymenoptera; Formicidae.